CGUCGUCCGUGGGGCUCGUUGAGGAGGCAGCAUGGCCAGCAAGGCGAAGACGGCCAAGCGGGCCGAGCGCCUGAAGAAGGCCAAGGCCGCGAAGGAGUCCAGCGCGGACCUCUCGUGGCAGAUCGACGACCUGCUCACGCUCUCGGACCUCUCGGAGGAGAACCUACUGCGUAGCCUCCACAGCCGCUACGAGCAUGACCUCAUCUACACGUUCGUGGGCCCGAUCCUCAUUAGCAUCAAUCCGUACCGGGUCAUCGACGACAUCUACUCUGACGCGACGAUGGAUCUGUACCACAAGACGAGCGGCGGCAGCAAGCCGCACGUUUUUGCGACUGUCAAGGCCGCGUACGAAGAGCUCGUCCUCUCAGACGUCACCAAGCCCAGUGACCAGAGCAUCAUCAUCAGCGGUGAAAGCGGUGCCGGGAAGACCGAGACGACCAAGGUCAUCAUGCGCUACCUGGCGCGAGUCGCAAGUGGCCAAUCCUCGGGCGCCGCGACUGAAGGCUCGCUCGAGCAAAAGGUCCUUGAUUCGAACCCGCUCCUCGAGUCGUUUGGUAACGCCAAGACGCUCCGCAACGACAACUCGUCGCGCUUCGGCAAGUUUAUCGAGAUCCAGUUCGACCGCCACGGCAAGAUUGGCGGCGCCGAGAUCAUGAACUUCCUUCUCGAGAAGACGCGCAUCGUGACUCAGAACAUUGGCGAGCGCAAUUACCACAUCUUCUACCAGCUGCUUGCGGGUGCCGACGCCGCGACGAAGUCGCAAUUACACCUCACGCGCCCGGAGGACUACGACUACCUCCGAAAGAGCGAGUGUUAUGUCAUCCCGUCCAAAGACGAUGAGCACGAGUUUGAGAUCACGCGUCGCUGCCUCGGCAACAUUGGCAUCUCGCAAGAGCUCCAGGACAAUGUGUUUGCAAUGCUGGCGGCGAUCUUGCACCUCGGCAACGUCGACUUCAAGGUCGAGCAAGAGACGUGCGUACCGCUCAACGCCACCACGCUCGAGACCAUGUCGUGGAUCGCGGACCUCCUUCAAGUAUCCAAGGACGCGCUCCGCAACGCGCUUUGCAACCGACAGCUCUUUGUCGGCGGCAAGGUCAUCAUCCAGACACAGGACGCGAACCAGGCCCGCGACAAACGCGACGCGCUCGCCAAGACUAUUUACUCGUCGCUCUUCCUCUGGCUCGUGAUGGAGCUCAACCGGACGAUCUCCGAGCCGUCGCGCAAGUGGGGCUUCAUUGGCGUGCUGGAUAUCUACGGCUUUGAGAAGUUUGACUGGAACACGUUCGAGCAGCUCUGCAUCAACUUUACCAACGAGAAGCUCCAGCGGCACUUUAACCAGCACAUGCUCGAAGUCGAGCAAGUCGAGUACACGAAGGAGGGCAUUGACUGGACGCACAUCAAGUUCCAGGACAACCAAACGACGCUCGAGCUCCUCGAGGGCAAGCCGAAUGGCAAGCCUGGCGUCUUCAUCGCGCUCGACGACGUGUGGCGUACGAAGGGCGAGGAGGCCAACCGCAAGUUUGUGAGCUACCUCCACGCGACGUUUGGCGGUAACGCAGCCCACGAGUCGUAUAUCCAGCCCAAGGUCGACGCCGCGUACAGCUUUGGCAUCAAGCACUACGCUGGGGACGUCAUUUACGAUGCGUCUGGCUUCAACGACAAAAACAAUGAAGAUCUGAACGACGAUAUGAAGGAGCUCAUCAAGCAGUCGGGCAGCGACUGGCUCAAGACGAUCGUCGACAACAGCCUCCAGAGCACGGAGGCGGUAUCGCGCCGCGUGUCUGCCAAGCCUGCCGCUGUCUCUCGCCGCCCGUCCGAGCUCCCAAGCGACAAGAAGACGCGUACGCUGCGCGAAGUGAGUGUCGGUGCACAGUUCCGGUACCAGCUUCAAGAGCUGAUGGCAAAGAUCUCGGCCGCAACGCCGCGCUACAUUCGCUGUAUCAAGCCCAACGAGGAGAAGCGGCCGAUGGCGAUGGACGGUGCGCAGUGCGUGCGCCAGCUCAAGUACUCUGGCAUGAUGGAGGCGAUCCAGAUCCGCCAAAAGGGCUUCGGCUUGCGCGAGGAGCACGAUACGUUCUUUUACGACUUUCUUGCACUCGACCCGGCCGCCGAGGACAUCCACGAGCUCGUCGCGAGCAUUUCCGAGAUGCUCAACGAAGGCAAGGACCAGUGGCAAAUGGGUAGCACCAAGAUCUUUCUCAAGCGGUCCGUCGCGGAAAAGCUCAAGCGCCUCAAGAUGCUGCGCGAGAUCUCGGCCGCUCGCACGCUUCAGCGCGGGUACCACAUCUGGAAGCGCACUCAGUGCGCGAUCAAGAUCCAAAGCGCCGUGCGCUCGUGGCGGGCGCAAAAGGAGCUCGGGCUCCUGCGGUCCGCGGCCUACACCGUCAUGAAGAUGGCCCGAGGUUUUGCCGCGCGCUCCAAGUACAAGCGCCUCGUCGUCGUCCACCGUGAGCGCGUCGCAGCGGCCGUCAAGAUCCAAGCGAUCGCGCGCGGGUUUGUGAUUCGCCAGCGCGACCUUCUGCAUCCGUUCGCGGGCAUGGGCGCCAAGGAGCUCGACGCUCGCAUCAAGGAAAUCGAGGCGGAAAUUGCAGUCGCGGCCAAGAAGAAGCAAUUUGACAAGUGCACGAGUUUGCAAAAGGACUUGGACGCAACGCUCGAAGCGCGCCGGCUCGUGCGCACGCCCAAGGAGGUCGACGCUGAGAUUGCCGCACUCCAUGAUGAAAUGGAUGCGCUCGCACGCCAGAAAAAAUACGCCGAGUGCUCGGCACUGCAGACCAAGUUGGACGCGCUCGAGGCCUUUCGGAAGGCAAUGCCCGAAGACCUCUCGGACCUCGAGCCCGCGGAGCUUGACGCUCGCAUCGAUUCGCUCAACGCGGAGCUCCAGGCUGCGAUGGCCAACCGUCAGUUUGAUGCGUGUGGCGCGAUCCACGACCGCCUGGAUAAGCUCGUCGCGGUGCGCAAGACCAAGCAGACGCCGGCCGAGAUGGACAUCGAAAUUGCGAACCUCACGGUCGCGCUCCAAACGUCGAUGGCCAAGAAGCAGUUUGACAAGUGCGCCUCCAUCCAGGCGGAUUUGGACGCGGUGACUAAGCGCCGCGCCAAGGCCCAGGCGCUCUUGCCGCCGCCACCACCGGCCGCGGCACCCGUCGCUGCUGUCGCGACCAAGCCGACGACUGUUGUGAAAGCGACGGCUGCCAAAGCGUCUGCCAAGUCUGCGUCGGUCGUCAUGCCGCGUGCUGCGCCGUCAAUCUUGGCGCCAACGGUGAGCGCACCGUCUAUCUCGGCAGCGACCGUCUCUGCUCCAGUAAUCAGCGCGCCGUCGGUGGCAGCGCCUACCGUGUCCGUAACGGCGCCGUCGGUCAGCGUCGCGCCCAAGCAGCAGCCCACGAUGCCAGCCCUGACAGCGGCUCCCAGUGCCACGGCACUUGUGCCCGUGGGCUCGCAAGCGCUCGUGGCGCUCGGGUCGCAGGCUAUUGUGCCCAAGAACGAUCGUCCGCCGCGCCGUCCGCGCAGCAACUCGAACGACUCGAACGCGUCUUCGCAAGCGAUCUCGGUCGUUUCGCGUGCAUCCAAGGUCUCCAAGGCGUCGACGACAAAACCCGCCGCGAUCCAAGAGGCUGUAGAAGACAUUUCGCGUACAGUCGAGCGCCUUCGGCCAGCCAAGGCUGUGACCGUACCGGAAACAAUGUCGGUCAAGGAAGCGGCGGGUGUCAUGAAGUCCAACCGCACAGCCGCCGUGCUGGUCGUCAAUAACGCCGGUGGAUUGGAAGGCAUUCUGUCUGACACGGACGUCACCCGGCGCGUGGUCGGCCCCGGUCUCGAUGCGUCCAAGACGGCUGUCGCGACAGUCAUGACGCCCCACCCGAGCUGCGUGACGUCGACGGAUAAGGCGACACAGGCACUCAACAUGAUGCUCCAGGGCCGGUUCCGUCAUCUCCCCGUGAUCGACGCCAACUCGGGCGCCGUUGUUGGUCUACUCAAUGUGUCGAAGUGCCUUCAUGACGCGAUUCGACGCCUCGAGCAUGCACACACAAAAGCGCUGGCGCUUCAGAAGGACCUCAACGCGAGUGGCUCGGCAAUGGCGCUCCUAGCGCCGAUGCUUGAGAAGAUGUCGUCGCCGACGCUGUACGACGUCAUUGCGCGCGACACGCUUCCGCCUCUCGUACUGGAAGACGACAUGCUCGCGGACGUGGUUGCGGCCAUGGCUUCGUCUCGCAAGGCCGCGCUGGUCGUCGACGAGGACAAGCGCCUCAUUGGUAUUCUGACGCCCAAGGAUGUCAUGACGCGGGUGAUCGCGCCAGGCCUCUCGCUUACGACGACGCGUGUCUCGAAGGUCAUGACUGCUGACCCGGACGCUGCCGUGAGCGGGACGACGAUCAUGGACGCAUUCCACAUUAUGCACGACGGGCGCUUCCUCAACUUGCCAAUUGUCGACGAGAACGGUGUCGUCGCGGGCCUCACGGACGUAUUGAGCCUCGCCGUGCACGCCUUCUCAGCCGGCGACGAUGGUCACAUGCUGACGCAGUUUGUGCAAGCGUCUUUCCACCACGGGAGCGACCUGGACGAACUCGCGAGUAACGCCAGUGGCGCGUCGGCAUUCUCACGGUCGUCCAAGCUCUCGCGCCGCACGGACCGGUCGCUCACGUCCAAGCCGACGCCCGUUUCGAGCUUGCGUCCCGCGCCUGCGCACACGAUCGUUGAGACGGCGUCCGUCGCUGACGUGUGCCAGCUCAUGCGCGCAAAGCAGACUGAUGCAGUCCUCGUGGUUGCUCACGACGGCGGUCUCGUUGGUAUCAUCACGGACAAUGACAUUUGCCGCCGCGUCGUGGCGCAGAAUCUGAACGCGCGGUCGACGCCCGUCUCGUCGGCAAUGACGGCUAACAUCAAGUACGUGGGACCCGACGACUCGGCGCUCGAUGCGAUGGUCCUCAUGCACGAAGGUCACUUCCGACACCUCCCCGUCGUUGACCAGUCGAGUGUCGUCGGCAUACUUAGCAUUGGCAAGUGUCUCUUUGACGCAAUCAAGCGCAUGGAGCAAGCCAUGAGUGCGACCGAGGCGCUGCAGCAGUCGCUCGAGCAGCAGUUCAAGGGCCAGAUGAAAGGCAUGGUCGGAUCGCUCAUGGACAAGAUGUUCUCGUCGUCGCUGACCUUGUCGUCGCUGCUGCAGACAGACACUGGUGCGCCGGCGCCUAUUGUGUCUCGGACGACCACCGUCGCCGAGGCUGUCACGCUCAUGGCAUCGUCUCGCAAGGCUGCGAUUGUUGUCGAGAAUGGACGGCUUGUCGGUGUCUUCUCACCAAAAGAGCUCGUGCUGCGCGUCCUUGCGCUUGGGAACGACCCGACGAAAACGAUUCUCGGUGACGUCAUGCUUGUGGACCCAGAGGUCGGUCUCCCCGAUACGCAUGCGCUCGAGGCGAUGCAGAUCAUGCACGAGACCCAAGUGCUCAACCUGCCCGUCGUGAGCCCCACGGGGGCGCUUGUUGGCCUUGUCGAUGUGCUCACGAUGAGCUACGGCUGCUUCAGCAUCGUGUACGGCGAUAGCCGCGACAAGCUCGAGGAGUUUUGGAACACGACGUUUCAGCUCGAAGCUGCGGCACCGACUCCGCUUCUCACAGCGCCCGGCCACGGUGCCAACUUGGUGCAGGCGCAGCGCACGGUCGCGAGUUUGCGUCCGUCGAAGGCCAUGACGAUCCUCGACACGACGUCUGUGCGAGAGUGCGCCAAGGCCAUGGAGCGCCAGGGCGCCGAUGCUGCGCUCGUCGUCUCGGGCGCAGGGGCGCUCGUUGGCAUUGUCACAAGCACGGAUCUCACCCGACGCGUCAUCUCGCUCAACAAGUCGCCCGACUCGACGUGUAUCUCGGCCGCGAUGACGCCACAGCCUCAGUUUGUAACCGAAGACGACCCGGCCAUCGACGCGCUCUCGACGAUGCUUGCAGGCAAGUUCCGGCACAUCCCUGUGGUUGACAGCCAGGGCCUCGUCGUUGGUAUCCUCCACAUUGCCAAGUGUCUUUACGACGCUAUACGGAAGCUCGAAGCGACGACCAAGUCGCAAGCCAAGGAACUCGCGGCCAACACAAAGCUCGUCAAGCGCCUCGGACCCAUGGCCCACCGCCUCUUUUCGCCCGACGUGCUAUCGAUCAUUGAGCACGACACGGUUGCAGCGCCUCGAGUGCUGCCCUACACGUCUAUCUUUGCGGCCUCCAAGCUCAUGGCUGAUACCAAGCGCGCGGCUCUGGUCGUCAAUGAGCGCGGGCACCUCCUUGGCAUGCUCACGCCCGCUGAGCUCUUGACAAACGUGCUCGCCAAGGGCCGACCCGUGCACACGACCGCCGUCUGCGACGUCAUGAUCUCGGCGCCGCAAGUCGUGUACGGUGCGACGUCGGUCGUCGACGCGAUGCAUGCAAUGCACGAAACCAAGAGCUUGCAUCUCGCGGUGCUGCGCUCGUCGACUGAGGCCGAGGUGCUUGGCUUGAUCGACAUCCUCUCGCUGUCGUACGGCAGCUUUGCGAAGGGCAGUCCGGCUGACUGGAAGGCGUUCUGGGAGUCGUCGCUUGAGGUGGACGACGACGGGACAUCGUCCGUCAUGAGCAGCCACAGCUUGCACUCGAAGAAGAGCUCGAUGCACCAAGGUGGCGGUGGCAAGAAGACGUCGUCCGGCGAUGUGCGUCCUGUCUCCAAGCUCCGCCCGUCGCCGGCGCUCACGGUCCUCGCCGACGUGAGUGUUCGUGAUGCGGCCAUGACAAUGAAGGCCGACAAGGCGGACGCUGCUCUUGUCGUUUCGCGCGAAGGUGGUCUUCUCGGCAUUUUGACUGACACGGACGUCACGCGGCGCGUUGUGGCUCUCGGCAACGACCCGGGCUUCAUCACGGUCGCGGACGCCAUGACGGCCAACCCGACAUUCGUCCAAGAAGCCGACAGCGCGAUGGACGCAAUGUUUAUGAUGCUUGAAGGCAAGUUCCGCCACUUGCCGGUCGUUGACGCCGAUUUGCGUGUGAGCGGCAUGCUCAAGAUCCAAAAGUGCCUCUACGACGCGAUCCGGCGCCUCGACGACAAUGCACGCGGCCUCAUGUCGCCAUCGCUGCAAUCGAUUCUCGACGCCGACGCGCAAGCGAUGCCGCCGCUCUUGUCUGCGACCGACUCAAUUUUGCACGCGGCGCGACAGAUGGCGUCCAGUCGCAAGGCCGCGCUCGUCGUGAACAGCCAGCAAAAGCUUGUGGGCAUUCUUACGCCCAAGGACGUGCUCCUUCGUGUCGUCGGUGGCGGCCUCGAUGUGCUCUCAACCCCCGUCGGCGACGUCAUGACCAAGAACCCCGAGGCCAUCGACCCGUCGCUGUCGGUCCUUGAUGCGCUCCAUCUCAUGCACGAAAACAACUUUUUGAACCUGCCAGUCGUGCAUGCGGCGACGGGCAAGAUUGCUGGUCUCGUCGACGUUUUGAGUUUGAGCUACGGCAGCUUCUCGAAGGGCUCGGGUGAGUGGCAGACGUUCUGGGAUCUCUCGCUCUCGGCUCCCGACCACGACGAGAAUGCGGAUAGCGGUAUCAAGGCUGCCAACAACGGCCCCGUGCCAACCGUCGCGGCGCUGCGCCCGUCCAAGGCAACGAUUCUCCCUGAUACGAUCACGGUCGCGGAUGCUGCGCUGAUUCUUCGCCGCGCCCGCGUCGAAGCGUGCAACGUCGUCAACGCCACCGGGCAGCUUGUGGGCAUUCUCACGGACACGGAUGUGACGCGGCGUGUCUUGGCGCGCGACAUUGAUCCUGAAACGUGUCUCGUCUCGACCGUCAUGACGGCGUCGCCUACCUGCGUCCGAAUGACAGACCCGGCGACCGACGCGCUCAACCUGAUGUUGCAAGGCCACUUUAAGCACCUCCCGGUCGUCGACGCCAACGGCGAGGUCAGCGGUAUGCUCGACAUCUCCAAGUGCCUCCACGACGCCAUCUCGGUCAUGGAGCGCGCACAGGCGUCGGCCGAUGCUUUCGCGUCGGAGCUCCAGCGUGGCCUUGGUCACCAAGACACAGCAGCCAAGUGGAUCGAAGCGAUGCGACGCCCGACGGUUGCGAUGGCUGUCGAGAAGAACAUGCCGCCGCCACUUGUCGGUGUUGACACGCCAGUGCGCGAAGCCGCCAAGAUGAUGGGCUCGUCACGCACUGCCGCUGUCGUUAUGGACGGUAUCGACGUGAUUGGCAUGGUGACGCCCAAGGACUUGCUGCGGAAGCUCAUUGCGCGAUCGCUCUCGGCCGAGACGACGCGGGUCGCGGACGUCAUGACGCCGCACCCGCUCACGAUGCCUCCGACGUCGAGCAUUCUGGAAGGUCUCCACGUCAUGAAGGAGACGCGGGAGCUCUUCGUGCCGAUUGUGGACCCAACGUCCAAGCGCGUUGUGGGCAUGGCCGACGUGCUCUGCCUGAGCUACUCGCAGUUCGCGUCGUCGGGCGACAACUCGCCCCAGAACGCGGCGAGCGAGUGGCGAACGUUCUGGCAAAGCGCAAUGGCGAUGCAGGAAGAGAUGGGCGUUCACGACGACUUUGACGACACGUGCUCAGUCGGGACCAUCGAAGACUUCGAGCGCACGGAAGCGAUGGCGCCGACGAUGCCCGCCGUGACGAUGGCAAUGACGGCGUACUCGGAGCUCGGGGACUCGGUCUCGGUCAUCUCGGCCGACCAGACGAGCAUCUCGACCAACAUGGCUGGCACGUUCCUCUUCAAGGUCAAGGAUCACAUGGGGCAUGUGCACCGCAUUCGGAGUCGACCGGACAGCCUCGAGAUGCUCAAGGGCGAGGUGCGCUCCAAGAUGACACUCCUCCCAAGCACCAACAUCCGCCUCAAGUACGAAGACGACGAAGGCGACCUUGCGGUCGUUUCCUCGGACGCAAGUCUCAUGGACGCUGUGCACAUGGCGCAAGAGAGCAAGUGGAAGUCCCUUUUGCUCGUUGUCGACGUUCUCGACGACCCCGCGCGCCGCAUCUCGACGGUGCCCGAAGAGUACGAAGGCGGCGAGCGCGGUCUCCCCAUCGGCGUUCACAACGGCGCGAUCGUGCCCAAGAAGAAGACGUCGUCCAGCGACAAAUCGAUACUCUUUGCCGGCGUCGGCGUCGCGCUCCUCGGCGUGGGUAUCGCCGCCAUGGCCUUCCUCAAGUCGUCCAAGUAGCUCGGCUUCAUUAUCGUGUCGUACAUACCCAUAGAGAACAAGCGUCGCGUACAUACCGGUAUACUUUGAUGCAUUCAUGUUGGUUGCCUGCUCCAUGCGCCGUUUCUAUCUAUGGCCCUGUCGCUGUUGCCAUCCAAUGCGCAUCCUCCUCCAUCGACUGUGCACGCGUCGGUCGCCUCCAUGGCCGUCUCCUCCUAGUACGCUCAUGGUCCAUGCUCCUCACCGCAUCAUGCAUGCGCUUCCUCCAUGUCGCAGGGGCGGGCCGCGAUCCAUCUUCUGCACCCAAACUUCCGCGAAUACAAACGCAAGGUGGUUUUGCGGCCCAAAAUAGCGGGGAGAGGGGUAGGGCAGAAACCUCUAUAAAUACAUGCUUGCCGCUGGUGCGAAGGGGUUGAAGCGGGGCGGAUAUAUUGAGUAUGACAGGUCUCGUGUUGCUAAAAAAAUACCGAAACCCCUGGACAUGUACUGGAUUUUUGUAUACGAU
This is a messenger RNA of Saprolegnia diclina VS20, 9629 nucleotides long. RefSeq lists its product as hypothetical. Gene Ontology annotation, biological process: actin filament organization; vesicle transport along actin filament. Gene Ontology annotation, cellular component: vesicle; actin cytoskeleton; myosin complex. Bases 32 to 9145 code for a protein of 3037 amino acids. The transcript has 3 exons. Gene Ontology annotation, molecular function: microfilament motor activity; ATP binding; actin filament binding. The record is from RefSeq and is a predicted model, not a curated record. NCBI's taxonomy places the organism in Eukaryota, Oomycota, Saprolegniomycetes, Saprolegniales, Saprolegniaceae.